AGCUCUCCCCGGGGUCCCACUAAGCCCCCCGCGUGCCCCUCUAUCUCCUUGGGUGACUACAGCGUGUGUUUUUUCUUUCUUUUUUUUCUUUCUCUCCUUCCUUCCCCUGCCUGUGUGCCCUUCUCCAGGAUGGCAGAGGCGGAAUUGCACAAGGAGAGGCUGCAAGCCAUAGCAGAAAAAAGAAAGCGGCAGACAGAAAUAGAAGGCAAGAGACAACAGCUCGACGGGCAGGUGCUGCUGCUGCAGUAUUCCAAGUCCAAAGUGCUUCGGGAAAAAUGGCUGCUCCAGGGCGUACCCGCAGGAACAGCGGAGGAGGAGGAAGCCAGGCAGCGGCAGUCUGAAGAGGAUGAGUUCAAAGUCAAGCAACUUGAAGAUAACAUUCAGAGGCUGGAGCAGGAAAUACAAGCGCUGGAAAGUGAGGAGUCCCAGAUAUCUGCCAAAGAGCAAAUCAUCCUAGAGAAGCUAAAGGAGACCGAGAAAUCCUUCAAGGACUUGCAGAAGAGCUUCUCCGCCGCGGAUGGGGCUAUAUACGCCAUGGAAAUUAAUGUGGAGAAAGACAAACAAACAGGAGAGACCAAGAUUCUCUCUGCUUCCACCAUUGGCCCAGAGCGGGUCCAUCAGAGAGGAGUCAAAGUCUAUGAGGAUGGUACCAAAGUAGUGUAUGAGGUGCACUCAGGAGGCACGGUGCUAGAAAACGGAGUGCACAAACUGAGCGCAAAGGACGUGGAAGAGCUAAUUCAGAAGGCCGGGCAAUCAAGCUUAAGAGGAGGGCACAUGCCGGAAAGGACUGUUCUUGCGGAUGGGAGCCUGGGCCAUCCCAAGGAGCACAUGCUCUGCAAAGAAGCCAAGUUAGAAGUGGUGCAUAGUAAGUCCAGGAAAGAUCAGUCUUCCGGGAAGCCAGGGCAGCCAGCCCAGGCCCCCGGCACUGAAGGGCAAGAGGCAAACCUGGAUCAGCCAGUCACCAUGAUUUUUAUGGGCUACCAAAACAUCGAGGAUGAAGAGGAGACCAAAAAGGUGCUAGGCUACGACGAAACCAUCAAGGCGGAAUUGGUCCUCAUCGAUGAAGACGACGAGAAGUCCCUAAGAGAGAAGACCGUGACGGACGUGUCCACCAUCGACGGGAACGCGGCCGAGCUUGUGUCCGGGAGGCCGCUGUCAGACACCACAGAGCCCUCGUCCCCAGAAGGCAAAGAAGAGAGCCUGGCCACAGAGCCGGCCCCAGGAGCUGGGUGGUCGAGGAUGCUGCUACAGGGAGAUGAGGCCAUUGCAGAUGCUGCAGAAACAUCCGGCACAGACAUGACCGUCAAGAAGCCUCCCCAGAUUUGCGAGGAUGAUAACCAGCUGAGGAAUACGCAAGACAACUGUGGUGCCAGUCUCCUGGAGCCUGCCACCAGCUCUCUUUCCCCAGAUCACAAAAACAUGGAAAUUGAGGUAUCUGUUACAGAAUGUAAAAGUGUUCCUGGAAUCACCUCUGCCCCCCAUCCCAUGGACCACUCCUCCCCUUUCUAUUUGCCCCCCCAUAAUGGCCUACUCAGUGAUCACCAUGCGUCCCUGGAUCAUGAUGUGGCCAGAGAGAUCCAGUAUCUAGACGAGGUGCUGGAGGCCAACUGCUGCGAUUCUGCCUUGGAUGGAACUUACAACGGAACCUCCUCUCCAGAGCCCAGUGCCGCUGUCCUGGUGAGCAGUCCACCUGCCCACACACCUGCCCACGCAGCCACCCGGCCAGAACCUGCUGAGAGAACAGCUGGCAGGCAAGUGCCUCCUCACAUCGAGCUCAGUAGAAGCCCUUCUGACACCAUGGCAGAGGGGGGCAGAGCAAACGGCCACGCCCCCGCCCAGGCCCCGGACAUGCUGGGGAGCAGCCUGCAGGCCCCUGCCAGUCCCAGCUCCUCCACCAGCUCCCGCUGCUCCUCCCGAGAUGGGGAGUUCACGCUUGCCACGCUGAAGAAGGAGGCCAAGUUCGAGCUGCGGGCCUACCAUGAGGACAAGAAACCCUCGAGGCUCUUUGAGGAAGACGAGCGUGAGAAGGAACAGUUCUGUGUCAGGAAAGUGAGGCCCUCGGAAGAGAUGCUGGAGCUGGAGAAGGAGCGGAGGGAGCUUAUCCGGAGUCAGGCCAUGAAGAAGAACCCUGGCAUCGCAGCCAAGUGGUGGAAUCCCCCUCAGGAGAAGACCAUUGAGGAGCAGAUGGACGAGGAGCAUCUGGAGUCACACAAGAAGUACAAAGAGCGCAAGGAGAAAAGGGCCCAGCAGGAGCAGUUCCUGCUGCAACAGCAGCAGCAGCAGCAGCAGCAGCAGCCCCCUCCGCAGCUUUGCACAGCCCCUGCUCCCUCUCAGGAACAUCUUGGUGGCACUGGCAUUGCUAAGGACAUUGUCACAGAGCAGAUUGACUUCUCUGCUGCUCGCAAGCAGUUCCAGCAGAUGGAGAAUUCCAGGCAAACAUUGGCAAAGGGCCAGAGCACACCGAGGUUGUUCUCCAUCAAGCCUUUCUACAGGCCUCUGGGAUCCAUCCAUUCAGAUAAGCCACCGACCAUCUUGAGACCAGCUUCGGUUGGGUCACUUCCAGAAGACGGUGGUACAUCAGUAGCCAAGGGGUCAAAAACAGCCUGUGUGUUAGAGAGCCAGUCUGUGGGAGCAGGUCCAGGUAGCAGUGCUCCUCAGGGAAAGGAAGGGCCCUACAGCGAGCCCUCCAAACACGGGCCCUUAGCUAAACUGUGGGGAGAAGAUGGAGAGUUCACAAGUGCCCGAGCUGUCCUUACCGUGGUCAAGGAUGAUGAGCAUGGCAUUUUGGAUCAGUUUUCAAGAUCGGUUAAUGUCUCUUUGACCCAAGAGGAGCUUGACUCAGGUCUGGAUGAGUUGUCAGUUAGGUCUCAGGACACCACUGUCCUGGAGACCCUGUCCAACGACUUCAGCAUGGACAACAUCAGUGAUAGUGGGGCUUCCAAUGAGACACCCAACGCGCUCCAGGAAAAUUCCCUGGCUGAUUUCUCUCUGCCUCAGACUCCCCAAACAGACAACCCCUCAGAGAGCCGAGAAGGGGUCUCCAAGUCAUUCAUCGACCAUGGUUUCUAUUCCCCUUCCUCCACACUGGGCGGCUCUCCGACAGUUGAUGACCCCUUAGAAUAUCAGGCUGGGCUCCUGGUGCAAAAUGCUAUUCAACAAGCUAUGGCCGAGCAGGUGGAUAAGGACACACCCCCAGCCAUCAAGGAAGGACCAGAACGUCAGGGACCCAGAACAACCCAAGAGGAAGGUGAAAGCAGGGCUCCCAGCUCCCAGAAGCCCCAGAACAUGUUUGCGCCACCUCAGGUGUCUUCUCCUGUUCAAGAGAAAAGGGAUGUAUUACCAAAGAUUCUGCCUGUGGAGGACAGGGCACUCAGGGAAACGGGGCCCUCCCAGCCACUGCCCGCUGUGCAGCCUAGUGGCCCCAUCAACAUGGAGGAGACCAGGCCCGAAGGAGGCUAUUUCAGCAAGUAUUCCGAGGCAGCCGAGCUGAGAAGCACAGCCUCCCUCCUGGCUACUCAAGAAUCUGAUGUGAUGGUUGGGCCCUUCAAGCUGCGAUCCCGGAAGCAGAGGACUUUGUCCAUGAUCGAAGAAGAGAUCCGAGCAGCCCAGGAGAGGGAGGAGGAGCUGAAGAGACAAAGACAGGUCAUGCAGAGUGCACCGAGCCCCAGGGCCAGGAAUGCCUCAUCAUCACUGCCUUCUAGAAGCUCCUGCUACAAAACCGCCCCAGGGAAGAUAGAGAAGGUCAAACCUCCGCCAUCCCCCACAACUGAAGGUCCCAGCCUGCAGCCUGACUUAGCCCCUGAAGAGGCCGCCGGGACCCAGCGGCCCAAGAAUCUGAUGCAGACCCUCAUGGAAGACUAUGAGACACACAAAUCUAAAAGGCGCGAGAGAAUGGAUGAUAGUAGUGUCCUCGAGGCCACACGGGUUAAUAGAAGAAAGAGUGCUCUGGCCUUGCGUUGGGAGGCAGGGAUUUAUGCCAACCAGGAGGAGGAAGACAAUGAAUGAACUAUCUUUAGCCCAGGAAACUAGUUUGGUGCUUGAGGGUACCAAGAAACCAAGAAAUUAUCCAAUCAAAGCAUUUUAAUGGACUAUUUAUUAAAGUGCAUACAAACUCAACAAUCCUUAUGUAGACCAGAAGCUGCAAUACAUAAUGAAAAUAAAUAAAUAAAUAAAUAAAUAAAUAAAUAAAUAAAUAAAUAAAGAGGAAAGGAAGUCCACCCAUCAAACUCUGAGAUCCAGGAGUCAGAAGAAACAGAUUUCUUUGUGACUCAAUGAAGCCCCUGGAUUUGGACCAUUCCACAGUUGAUCCCAAAGGAACAGAUGCUCCAAGCAUAUCACCAUGGCUGCUGCAGUCAGAACUGAGAGCAGCCUUCCUGGGUGAUGAGGAGGACCAAUGGUGACAGGGCCAUUUCCAGACAACAAGGCCCAGGCUGAUGCAGUGGGCAUGGCAGAGGGUAUUUCUCCACACCAGCUUCCCACCCCUUCCUUGCUUGCCACAUCAGAAGUGUUGGGUUGACUCCAUUUUCUCCGGCAGCCAUAAUGUGAAUGCUGUUUCUUUCCAGAGUUGCCCUGAAGGGCAGGGAUGAUUCAGUUUCUCUCACAUGUAAUUAUUUUUAAUUGGGAACAAUUAAUGGUUUCAAUUCACAAAAUUUCACAUUUUUAGAUGAUUAUCUCUUCAUGUUGCAGAUACAAUCUAUUCUACACUAGGAGAUGGAGAAAGGUGGGGAAGAAAGCCAAACCAAAUGGGUUAUUUUAGCUUUAGGAUCUUGUCUGCUUAUACUAUUGACUGAUCUACAGUUUAGGUGAACGCAUUUUCACAGUUUAUGUUUCUUCAUAUGAAAACUAUAUUUAGUGGGCAAUGACUAUUUUUGUGAUGGGAUAGGGAGAUAUAAACAUGGUUACAAUCUGUACAGCUUGGUUCAAGAUGGUAGGAGUAUUUUUAGUGUGGCAAUAAUUGAAUUACAAAAGGGGUGAACUCUGCCUUAGAGUGGUAAAUGACCAGAAAUUAAAGUGUUUAUAACUAUUUUGUAUUUUAGAGGUAGUAGGAUGAAGAAUAGAUGUGUUGGAUCUCUGAGAAAGGAAACAUUAAAGUCAUGAGGGGAGGGAGAGAAGAAAGGGAGGGAGAGGAGAAGUAGGAUAGAAGGAAGUAAGAGAGAUUAUUUUUGCUGAGCAACCAGUGUUUUUCAGGAUGAUAAAGAAAAAAAUAUAGAAUAAAAAUCUAAGUGCAGGCUUGGAAUCAGCUACAAAUCCUAAGGAUGGGUGUGUGUGUGUGUGUGUGUGUGUGUGUGUGUGUGUGUGUGUGAAAAUUUCAGGUUGAUCAUGACACAUGAGUGUUCACUGUUUCCCUCAUGGCUGUUCACCAGCUUCAGGAGUGUGUGAGAAUUGUCUUUUUUUAUGAAAAGGGAUAUAAAGGCACAGGGCAGAUGCAGUAUUUGUAAUAUUGAGUUGACCUGACAUGGUAUUUGCAUGCCAGAAUGGCAAUGUUUUUGAGCAGUUUUGUAACAUGACAUUUAGAGGAUAUUCUAUUUAUUCUCAUGCUUUGUGUCCAUGCUUAGUGUACUGUAUAGGAUGCCAGCUUUACUCUUACUGUCAUUUAAAGCAAUAUAAGGGCAUUCACUGAUUGGGUGCCCUAAAUUUCUGGAUGAGAAAUGUUCAAUUUCUGGCCAUAAAAAAAAAAAAUCCUAACCAGCCUUCAUUAUUUUUUUUAUUUUAAAACUUUGUUGUUUUUAAACAGCAAUAAUUAAAUCAGACCUCACUAAAGUUCAUUUCUUUUCUCACACUGUUAUGCUGUAAGCUCUGAUAUGUUAUCCUAACAAGUAGAUUCCAUGAGAUUUUUAUGUAGUAUUAAAUAGAUUGACUUUGUUCUUUUUGUGUUAGACUAGUGUUGUCUUUGGGGGAAAGUUUAUUCACAGAAAGUGGUGGGCAUGAAGUAAAAAUGGAUCUGUUGAAUGACUUAAGUACUCUUAAAAUUGCCAAGGGAACCUGUAAUUUGAAGCCAAAUUCUGCAGUUAGUAGCCAAAAUUGUGCAUGGGGUUAGGUACCACCUUUUGAUGGCUCGUUUUCCUAGGUAGAAUGUUCAACAACAUUCUAGUGAUUGGAAGCACAAAACAAAUCAUAUUCCAGCUGUAAGAUUCACUUUAUAGUGGGGGAGGCUGGCACGGAGGCAGAUAUCCCCAGAGAAAUGCCAUCCAUGUUAAAUCAGAAGGCCUGCCAGGUAGAAUGGGAGGCCCAGGGAAGGAGGACCAUCUUUGUCUAAGGAUUUCCAGCAGGAGAUCCAAGGUGCCUGGGCUGAGGAGCCAAUGCUGAGGGCAUUUGUUUCCAAGGAAGAUUUAGAUCGGGACAGAGAAAGCAGCCAUAGCGCCCAGUGGCCCCAGGCAUAGCUGGAUUUCCAGUGGCCGGAGACUAGAGUAGCUCUGUGGGUUGCACAGAAAAUUAAAUGUGCUUCAUGUAUCCUGGAUUUACACAUGGACCUGCUAGAGACCAUAGACACCCAUGGAAACACCCAUAUUUCACAAGAGGAAACUGUCUUUGUAACGUCUUAGACUGUUUUCUUGUUUGGAAGGUGCCCUUGGAUCCAUGUGAGAAUUUGCACCUGGAAAGAAGUGUAAAGAGGCCACACAAGUCAUGGAAUUGCUUUGCACACUGACACAGCGGUCUUGGCAGUUGAUGGAACAAGUAGCACUUACUGCUUAAGACGUUAGCAGAGCGGGGGUCCUUUGGGUUCUGUGACUGUAGUCGCACAGCUGUUUUAAUUGUGGCCCCUAAACUUCUAACUUUUGCUAGUUCCCCUUAACUGCCUUCUGUUUCUUUGCAGGUAUGUGCCUUUGAUAUGUAAAUUAAGUUUUCUUGAAAGAACCAACUCUUUCCUGUAUUAUUGUCUUUUUAUUUUUAUUUUUUAACUCAUUCAAGAAACAUUGGGCCACCACUUUGGACAUAACACUGUGCUAGGCUCUAGGAUCCCUCAUGUGUCCUCGUAACUUGUUUAGUUUUUUUUUUCCAAGGUAGGGUUUCACUCGAGCCCAGGCUGACCUGGAGCUCACUCUGUAGUCCCAGGCCGGCCUCAACUCACCGUGAUCCUCCUACCUCUGCCUCCCGAGUGCUGGGAUUAAAGGCGUGCCACCAUGCCCCAGCAGAGGUAACACUGGUAACUUUUUGACCAUGGAGCAGAUCCUCCCUGCCUCAUAGCGGAGACAAAGAGGUUUGUGGCCCAUUUUGCGUCUGAGGCUCGGCCCUACCCACAAACAGCAUGCAGGCUUGUUAUUCUUAAUGAUAACAAAAGCUUAGUCUGUAGACCUUUGAAAGUUUCCUGAAAGUGUUCUAUGCUACAGUGUUUCUAAAUGUUCACUUUCCCCUGGAGCUGACAUGCCUUGACUUUUUCAUCCAGAAAUUAGGGAAACAGGGUCUGUCAGUGGCAGGGGCCGGACUGUGUUCUACUGGGAUGAUACAAUACAAUUUCCUUGCUCUUUAUACCCAUGCAUGCUGCCCACCCUAGGCAAUGGCAUAUAGAAGCACUAUAGAGAUCAGUGUCCACAUAUAUAAUAUAUAUAUAUACACACACACACAUGUGCGCGUGCGCACACACACACACACAUACAUAUAUAUAUAUAUAUAUAUAUCAAGAAACACUAAAACAGUGUUGACUCUUGUCUCUAAAGACAUUUUUCUUUCCAAUUGAAUGGACUUAAUUAAACUCUGUAUUGAAAACAGAUAGCCUAAGUGUUAGAGAUGGUGAAUAGAUCCAGUUUUAGUUACAGACCCAAUUUCCUGGAUUUUAAGUAUUCAGUGAGCUGCCAAUUUUGAUUUUGUGUUGCUCUUUACUCAAAUGACUUUAUAUUUUUUUUCUUUUUUUUUAAUUGGAGGAGGGAACAAAGCAGCAAUACUGUGUUUGAAAAUUAUACUCUGUAUCUGGCUUUCCUGUGUUAUGUUAACCACUUAAAUGUUAUUAUCUUGCUUCGGUUUUAUAGUGAUUGUGAGGCAUUCAAUGCAAGUAUACAGUUAUUUUCUCAUUAAAA
Messenger RNA from Jaculus jaculus (lesser Egyptian jerboa), 8012 nucleotides. It is a transcript of the gene Palm2akap2, whose product is annotated as PALM2 and AKAP2 fusion. Bases 130 to 4005 code for a protein of 1291 amino acids. Gene Ontology annotation, biological process: regulation of cell shape. Gene Ontology annotation, cellular component: membrane. The transcript is spliced from 10 exons. The record is from RefSeq and is a predicted model, not a curated record. Lineage: Eukaryota; Metazoa; Chordata; Mammalia; Rodentia; Dipodidae.